Xiphias gladius (swordfish) is the source of this 3704-nucleotide messenger RNA. RefSeq names its product G protein-coupled receptor 155a (gene gpr155a). Lineage: Eukaryota; Metazoa; Chordata; Actinopteri; Istiophoriformes; Xiphiidae. Gene Ontology annotation, cellular component: membrane. Gene Ontology annotation, biological process: intracellular signal transduction; transmembrane transport. The record is from RefSeq and is a predicted model, not a curated record. The coding region runs from base 680 to 3100 and encodes 806 amino acids. The transcript is spliced from 14 exons.
CGUACCUUUGCACCUUGAACGCUGACACGUUGCCCUUCGCUCGGAGGUAGGCGGCGAGGCGGAGUCAACUCCGCCCCUCUCCCCCGCGUUGAAAGCGUGAUUGGCGAAGUUGUGUUGACAAGUCGCGGAUUAUGAAAGUUGCUGGGUGGGAGCUGGAGCGAAAGCUUCGUAACGACAACUAUGAGCAUUUAGUUGAGAGUCACGUGAACAGCGUUGUAACGGCGGACUGACUCCUGCGGUGAAGUUCGGUCGUCAGUUGGCUCCGUCGACCACACGGUCGGCGUCGAUCCGCCAGCUUAACGUUAGCUAGGUGGCUAACUCUUUAGCUACUCCUACCAGCGGGAAGUUGGCGGACACACCGAUACACGAGAGAGCACAGUUGCUGUUAGAGAGCUGAGAGUGACUUUAAUAACUAUAUUGAAAUGGCUAUGCCCGUUGGCUCUAUGGUAGCAACUUUACAACUUCUCUAAAAGGGGUCCUUUCAACCGUAUGAUGAUGUUUUCGGUGAACUAACGUAUUAAGCGCUGCGUUUGAAGUUGUCCGUUAUCUGGUUACCUUUGAACCAGCCCUCUUACCGUAACUACUUUAAUCACUCCUUUAACUGUACCUUUGCCUCUCUUGGUACCUGGUAGUGCCGAGGGAGUGUCGGCCAUGACAUUAACAUGACCGCUAAACAGGCAUGACAGGUGUCUCUGGAGGGAGGACCAGCACCAUGGAGACACCGGGGAGAACCCCCAUCUUCAACUUUCUCUAUGAAGAGGAAGCCUCGGACCCUUCUGCUCUUCCCUCCACCAUGUCCAUUGCCAAGCUCUUCCCGGCUCUCUUGGAGUGCUUCGGGAUAAUUCUGUGUGGGUACAUCGCAGGAAGGGCAAACAUCAUCACCUCCACCCAGGCAAAAGGAUUGGGGAAUUUCGUGUCAAAGUUUGCCCUCCCAGCGCUGCUGUUCAAGAAUAUGGUACUGCUUGACUUUGGUAAUGUCAUCUGGCCAUUUCUCUGGAGCAUCCUCAUCGCCAAAGUGUCUGUGUUUUUCAUGGUAUGCGUCCUCACGCUGAUUGUUUCCAGUCCUGAGAGUCGCUAUAGUAAAGCUGGGCUCUUCUCAAUAUUUGCCACACAAAGCAAUGACUUUGCUUUGGGAUAUCCUAUUGUUGAAGCCCUAUACCAGAGCACAUACCCAGAGUACCUCCAGUACAUCUACCUGGUUGCACCUGUGUCUCUGAUGCUUCUAAAUCCCAUCGGCUUUGCCUUCUGUGAGAUCCAGAAGUGGAGGGAUCAGGGAAACCACCAGCAGAGUAAACUUCUGAUAGUGGGAAUUGUAGUUUUACAGGUCUUAAAGAACCCUAUAGUAUUCAUGGUGGUCAUCGGCAUCAUCGCCCACUUUGCCCUGCAACAGACAAUUCCUGCUUUCAUGGCUGAAUUUGUGGAUGGCCUGGCCAACUCUUUCGGGGGAGCUGCUCUGUUCUACUUGGGUCUGUCCAUGGUGGGCCAGUUGAGGAAAUUAACCAGAUCCACAGUUGUUACGCUGAUAUUACUCAUUACCGCAAAACUGUUGCUAAUGCCCCUGAUUUGUAAGGACAUGGUAGAUCUGUUGGACAACAGCAACACCAGCACUUUGAACCACUCAAGCCUCUCCAAUUAUGCCUUUCUUUAUGGAGUGUUUCCCACUGCUCCAAGUGUGGCUAUCUAUGCUGUCUAUUAUAACGCGGAGCUAGAAGUUGUGACCUCUGGGAUGGUCAUCAGCACUUUUCUCUCAGCACCAAUAAUGUAUGUUUCUGCCUGGUUACUUACAAUCCAUCAGAUGGAUCCUCAGCUUGUGGUGAACUCACUGCAGAAUAUCAGCUUUAACAUAAGUAUAGUGAGUUUAGUUGCACUGGUUUGGACAAUUGCUGUCAUGUUUUUAAGUAAGAAAUUCAAGAGGCUACCUCACAUGUUUACCGUCAACCUUUUCUUGGCACAGUUUCUAACUUGUGUUGGGAUGAUCCUGUGGAACUUUGUGGAGAAGGAAGACAACUUGAUCGGGCAGGUCCUGACUUUCGCAUUAUUAUGUACCUCACUCUACAGUACUUAUGUGUGGCCAGGUUUAAUAGCACUCUCACUUGUGCUCAUGAAAAGGUUUGAGGAGCUGAAAGUUUCAGCAGGCAUGUUAGUCAUUGCAGGCUGGGGGAUUCCAGCCUUAGUAACUGCAUUGUUGCUCAUUUCGGGAGAAACAAUGUCUGCCACUGUCGACUCAACGUCCUUUUAUGGCAAACCACAGAUAAUCUGCACCACAGUUGUAGUUGCCUUCAGCAUACUGCUGGGAGGGGGCUCACUUGUGUGUCUCAGUAGAGGAAGCUGGGCCCAGAAUGACCAAAUUCAAGAGGGAAACUCUCCAUCUGGCACUGCAGAGGAUCUUGUGACUGAAGUUGAACCAGAAAACCAAAUGCUGGUUGAGCCAGCCGCCCCAUCAGGAGAUCUUAACAGAGGUACUUUCACUCAUGGUCAGUGUGAGAAUAGGUGUGAGUCAACAGAUUGCCUGCUUGUCCAGGUGGAAGAGCUCCAACAGGUUGCAGAUAGACAAGUGGCCCGUCAUGUGCUCUUAUGUCUGCUUCUGACUGUCAGCUUGCUUGCUAACUUGUCCAGCUGCCUGUGGUUACUCUUUAACCGCAUCCCUGGUAGACUCUACUUGGAGUUGCAGUUCUUCUGUGCUGUGGCCAACUAUGGACAGGGUUUUCUCUCCUUCGCUCUGUUUGGGCUGGACAAGCAUUUGAUUAUAUUACCAUUUAAGAAGAGGUUAUACAAUCUAUGGUAUGGACAGAAGCAAGAAGAGCAGCUGCAGAGUGAUUUGCCUGAAGAUAUCAGAAUGACCUGCACCCAGUUCACCAAAUACCACAAGGACCAAUGUUGUCAUGACAUUGUUAAAAAGAGAAGGUGUGGAAAGAGGACGAGGGUGGACUGUUUUCUUGGCUGUGAACUUGUGGAGUGGCUCCAGCAGGUGGGCUUGGCUCAAGACCAUGGUGAGGCAGUACUCUACGGGAUGCGGUUACAGCAGGGUGGUGUGCUCCAGCACAUCAAGCAGGAAUAUGACUUCCAAGACAGCAGCUUUUAUUACUGCUUCAUGACAUAACACAAAAAGGUCAAAACCAUUUAUUUUGAGGUGAAACUGAGAGGUGGGAGUAGCAGAAGUGGCAGUUAUAAUCUCUGUGGAAAAACUACACAUGCAACUACGGCUUAGUAAAGUGCAUUAGAUUUUAAGUCAGUCUUCAAAUUCUUAAAUUCUAAAUGUCAAGAACAGACAGACUAGGUAGUAAUUUUAAGAUCUGCCAGUUUCUCUUGCAAGUAAAUAUGGUACACUGGUAGUUUAUUUACAUGUCUGUCUGUGUUCCUGAUUGACUUUUGCAGUGAUAUCGCUGCAUCCUUUAAUCUGCAACAAAGCUGUUUAGUAAAAUAUUAACAUAAAUGAUAGGAGUGAUGGCUACAGCUACAAAACUAAGACUCAAGAUGUUUUGUUUAUCAUGCAUUUUCAAGAAUAACAUAAAUAACAGGCAUUUCUAAUCCUUAGGGGUGGUACAAGACUUGCAUCAUUUUUUAUGCAGUAAAUACGUGCACAUGGAACUUUCAGUAGUUUUAUUUUAGUCAUUAUGUGAGCAAUAAUCCACAAAGAGGUGCCCUCAUAUACCAAAGUAGAGAUGCAGGCAAAAGCUUCCUGUCAUCCACUGAAUGCAUUUUGU